AUGAAUACUUAUAAAAAGCCUCUUAAUAACAUUGAGUCACUCAGAAACCAGAUCCAGUAAUUGCAAUUAGAUCUCACAAAAUAGAAAUAGAACAUUAUUAGCAAAAUUUAUGGAAAUCGCAGCUUCGAAACAACCCCCACGAUGAACUAAGAAGAAGGCUAGAAGUCUGCACUAUUUUAGAAUAAAAUUUCAAUGAGAAAAGACACACAAUUGCAUUAGGAUUGGAAUAUCUACAAAUCGAAAUAAAUCGAAAGAGAUAAGUUACAACUCCAAGAUCAAUUACAUUAGUUGGAGAAUGAAAAAAAGAAAAAAUUAGAUUAGCUUUUUCAGGGUAUUGAGUGCCGACCUAUUACGAGAGUACCAACUCAAGAAGCAGUAAGUCAAUGAGGAAUUUG
Molecule: messenger RNA, 395 nt
Organism: Paramecium octaurelia
Lineage: Eukaryota; Ciliophora; Oligohymenophorea; Peniculida; Parameciidae
Source: the annotation of a GenBank genome assembly